Messenger RNA from Vanrija pseudolonga, 1222 nucleotides. RefSeq names its product NAD-dependent protein deacetylase hst2 (gene hst2). The record is from RefSeq and is a predicted model, not a curated record. The transcript has 5 exons. The coding region runs from base 8 to 1156 and encodes 382 amino acids. Gene Ontology annotation, cellular component: nucleus. Lineage: Eukaryota; Fungi; Basidiomycota; Tremellomycetes; Trichosporonales; Trichosporonaceae. Gene Ontology annotation, molecular function: histone deacetylase activity, NAD-dependent; NAD+ binding.
CAACAACAUGGGCCUCCCCGACCUCCUCAGCAAGGACAAGGCCAAGGCUGACAAGCUCCCGCCGCUACUGCAUGCGGCCGAGCUGAUCAAGAGCGGCAAGGCCAAGAAGGUUGCCGUGCUCGCCGGCGCGGGCAUCUCGACGUCCGCCGGCAUCCCCGACUUCCGCUCGCCCGGCACGGGGCUGUACGAUAACCUCCAGGCUCUGGACCUGCCGUACCCCGAGGCCGUGUUCGACGUCAACUACUUUGAGGUCCGGCCAGAGCCAUUCUGGACGCUGGCCAAGGACCUCUACCCGGGCAAGUACUACCCCACACCGACACACUACUUCCUGGCGCUGUUACACGCCCGCGGCGUCCUCCAGCGCGUGUGGACUCAGAACAUUGACACGCUCGAGACGGCCGCCGGCGUGCCCGAGGACUUGGUGCUGGAGGCCCACGGGUCCUUCAGGAAUGCACACUGCCUGCGCUGCAGCCGUCCCUCGAGCACCGAACACGUUGUGUCGUCUGGCGUGCGGCACGGGCACGUGGUGCGCUGCUCGCACAACUCGUGCAACGGGCUCGUGAAGCCUGACAUUGUCUUCUUUGGCGAGGGGCUCCCCGACGACUUCUUCCGGCUGCAGAGGGAACUACGCGACUGCGACCUUCUCAUCGUCCUGGGCACGUCCCUCCAGGUGAUGCCGUUCGCGGGGCUCGUCAACGCCGUGGGCAGCGACGUCCCCCGCGUGCUGAUCAACCGCGAGGCUGUUGGCGCCUUCGCGCGCCUGAAGCACAACAAGAGCAAGGGACGGGACCACCUGUACCAGGGCGACACGGACGAGGCAGCGCGUAUCAUUGCUCGCGAGCUUGGCUGGGAGGAGGAGCUUGACAAGCUGAUUGAGGAUGGCCGGAAGGAGCUCGAGAAGACGUGGAAGGAACGCGAAGGAUUGGCCAAGGCCAAGGGGGAGAAGGGUGCCAAGGGUACUGCUGGCAAGAAGGAGGAGGCCAAGAAGGCAGCAGAGACCAAGGCGGAGGACAAGGUAUCACCAGCAGCCAAGAAGGACGAUGUCCAGCCCGCUGGCAAGGACAAGAAGGACGCGAAGCCGGACGCCGACAAGGAUGUGGACGCGCUCGCCGACGCGGUGGCCAAGGUCGAAGUAUCCCCCAAGCCCAAGGUAUGAGCAUGUAGCUAGCUCGUCCUUGGGAAUAGACAACGUUGUAUUGUAUCGAUCUUCUUAUGGAUGCUG